Messenger RNA from Scheffersomyces coipomensis, 984 nucleotides. RefSeq lists its product as uncharacterized. The coding region runs from base 1 to 984 and encodes 327 amino acids. The record is from RefSeq and is a predicted model, not a curated record. Gene Ontology annotation, biological process: box C/D snoRNP assembly; rRNA processing. Lineage: Eukaryota; Fungi; Ascomycota; Pichiomycetes; Serinales; Debaryomycetaceae. Gene Ontology annotation, cellular component: ribonucleoprotein complex; cytoplasm; R2TP complex. The transcript has a single exon.
AUGGCUGACAUAACAGAACAAUCUGAGAUAGUUACGUUGGAUCCAACACCUGGAUUCGUUAUCAAAGUCAAGGUACUUGAAUCAAAGGAUUAUCUGUCGGUAGGAAGAAAGGUUUUCAUCAAUGUGUGCCAUGAUCCAUUAGUACCCAGACCACAAAUUGACUUUGAUCCUGAAACGGUAUUCCCAUUGAUAAUUGAUAACAAAUGGGAAAUACCCUUGAUUGUAUCAGAGUUGAAGACUGUGACUGAUAAGAAAGGAGUUACAUCGUUGGCCAUAGACUGUUGUAUAAACCCUGUAUGUUUUCAAUGGUGUCAAGUUAGCGAGGACUUAAAAACAAUACUAGUUGAAUGGUGUAUAGAGGCAGUUGAAAUGUCAUUCAGUCUAACAUUGGACAGGGAUUAUACAUCACCAAAGAUGUUAUCAAAAGGAGCAUUAUCCAAAACAGAAAUUCAAAAAUCAGAACUUGAAGAAUCAGCUUUCCUGAAAAGGCUACAAGAACUAAAGAAUAACGAGAUAUUAGGGCUAUUAGAAGAAGUAGAAGAUAACAGUGAUAGUGAACUACCAGAACUUACGAACAUAGGCCGUGAUCGUCCAACAUCAGGCAAGCCAUUGAUAGAAGUAUUAGAUGAUAAUACUAUAAUUUCAAACAAACCGAAUAUCAAAGAGCAAGAAAAACAAACAAAGACCAAUGAACAAGAAAAAGUGAAUAAAAUUGAGUUUUCCAUAACAAUAAAGAAGUCGGCAUUCAUUAUUCAAUUCAAUCGUGCCCAAGUUAACGAUGGCUCAUCAAUCAAUCUACAACUAGGACCCCAAUCAGACAGUUUAAAAUUAAUCAAUUUGAAUAAUUCUUUUUGUUUCAGUCAAGUUAAUGGGAUCAGCAGCAACGAGAUAAUAAUCCCAGUUCCUAAGAAUACACAAUUAAAUGCCGACAGUAUAAGGUCGUUCUUUGUUAAAGCAGAUAAUUCACUUUAUAUAUUCUUAUAG